AUGUGCCGCGGCGUCGGCUACAACCUCACCUCGAUGCCCAACGAGCUCAACCACGACUCCCAGGAGGAGGCCGGGCUAGAGGUGCACCAGUUCUACCCGCUGGUGGAGAUCCGGUGCUCGGAGGACCUGCGGCUCUUCCUGUGCUCCGUGUACACGCCCAUCUGCCUGGAGGAGUAUGAGCAGCCGCUGCCGCCGUGCCGCGGGCUGUGCGAGCGCGCGCGCGCCGGCUGCGAGCCCAUCAUGGCGCAGUACGGCUUCCCCUGGCCGGAGCGCAUGGCGUGCGAGCGGCUGCCCGUCGCGGCGCCCGCCUCCGAGAAGCUCUGCCUCGACCGCAACAGCAGCCGCGAGGAGAAGGAGUUCGCGGCGGUGUGGAUCAGCCUGUGGUCGGGGCUGUGCUUCGUGUCGACGCUGAUGACGCUGACGACGUUCCUGAUCGAGCCGGAGCGCUUCCGCUACCCGGAGCGGCCGAUCGUCUUCCUGUCGGGCUGCUACUGCGUGGUGAGCGCCGGCUACCUGGCGCGCGCGCUGCUCGGGCCCGAGGCGGCGGCCUGCGACGGCCCGCUGCUGCGCCACGGGCAGGCGUCGCCGCCCGGGCUCUGCGCGCUCGUCUUCCUGCUCAUCUACUUCUUCGGCAUGGCCUCCUCCAUCUGGUGGGUGGUGCUGUCGCUGACGUGGUUCCUGGCGGCGGGCCUGAAGUGGGGCAACGAGGCGAUCGCGGGCUACGCGCACUACUUCCACCUGGCGGCGUGGCUGGUGCCGACGCUCAAGUGCGUGGCCGCGCUGCUGCUCGCCGCCGUCGACGGCGACCCCGUGGCCGGCGUCUGCUCCGUCGGCAACCAGAACCCCGCGCACCUGCGCCUCUUCGUGCUCGGCCCGCUCGUGCUCUACCUGCUGGUGGGUACCUCGUUCCUGAUGGGCGGCUUCGUGUCGCUGUUCCGCAUCCGCAACGUGAUCAAGCAGCAGGCGUGCGGCGGCCGCAGCAAGGCGGACAAGCUGGAGAAGCUGAUGAUCCGCAUCGGCAUCUUCAGCGUGCUGUACACGGUGCCGGCGACGAUCGUGAUCGGCUGCUACCUGUACGAGAGCAGCUGGCACGCGGCGUGGACGCGGCCGCUCGUGUGCCCGUGCGCGCCGCGCUCGCCGCGCCCGCUCUACUCGGUGCUCAUGCUCAAGUACUUCAUGGCGCUCGCCGUCGGCAUCACGUCGGGCGUCUGGAUCUGGUCGGGCAAGACGCUCGACUCGUGGCGGCGCCUGUGGCGGCGCCUGUGCGGCGCGCCGCCGCUGCCCGCGCCGCCCCCGGCGCGCAAGCUGCCCGGCGCGCCGCCCCCGCACGCCGCCGCCCCCGCCGCCGCCGCCGGCACGCCCGCGCCCGGCUCGACGCUGCUGGCCGCGCCGCACGUGGCCGUGGGCGGCGGCGCGGGCGGCGGGCCCCCGCAGCACCACCACGUGCUCAAGGCGGGGCCCCCGCCCGCCCCCGCCUCGCACGUAUGA
This is a messenger RNA of Schistocerca serialis cubense, 1488 nucleotides long. RefSeq names its product frizzled-2 (gene fz2). Gene Ontology annotation, molecular function: Wnt receptor activity; Wnt-protein binding. Bases 1 to 1488 code for a protein of 495 amino acids. The record is from RefSeq and is a predicted model, not a curated record. Gene Ontology annotation, biological process: canonical Wnt signaling pathway; non-canonical Wnt signaling pathway. The transcript is spliced from 5 exons. Gene Ontology annotation, cellular component: plasma membrane. Lineage: Eukaryota; Metazoa; Arthropoda; Insecta; Orthoptera; Acrididae.